Lachancea nothofagi CBS 11611 is the source of this 1689-nucleotide messenger RNA. Lineage: Eukaryota; Fungi; Ascomycota; Saccharomycetes; Saccharomycetales; Saccharomycetaceae. The record is from the annotation of a GenBank genome assembly.
AUGUCCGAAUCUGAUUCCAAAGCUGCGGAGAACACCAGAAAGAUCAAUGCUGCGCUAAAGAUUAUCAAGAACAAACCUGGAGAACCCAAAGAUCCUAAAUCCAACAUGGUAAGACCGGAUCUUUCCAUGUAUACUUUGGAGAAUGGCAUCAAAGUCUCAACCAAAGAUCGGGUUUGCAGCUCAGUGCGUCCUGUGGCAUUAGGUCUACCUAGCGAUCAAGAGGUUUUCCAAAACAACGGACUUCCUGACCACGCUUUCCUCAGAGAGCACUUUAGGCGAGAAGGACGACUCAGUGAAUUCCAAGUGCUCCGCAUCCUGCAAAUGAGCGCCGAAUGUUUAUCUAAGGAGCCCAACUUGCUACACGUGCCAGCGCCUGUAACGGUUUGUGGCGACAUACAUGGUCAGUACUACGACUUGUUGAAGCUCUUCGAGGUUGGGGGCGACCCGGAAAGUACACCUUAUCUUUUCUUGGGUGACUACGUGGAUCGUGGAUCCUUUUCUAUCGAAUGCUUACUUUAUCUGUACAGUUUGAAGCUAAACUUCGGUGAUCAUUUCUGGCUUCUUAGAGGUAAUCACGAGUGCAAGCAUCUGACAUCGUAUUUCACCUUCAAGAGUGAAUGCUUACACAAAUAUACGCUCGAAAUUUAUGACUCAUGCUGCAGCUCUUUCAAUGCCCUGCCCAUUGCAGCGGUUAUGAAUGGUCAGUACUUUUGCGUGCACGGUGGAAUAUCUCCGGAACUUAAGACACUGGAUGAUAUCAACAAGAUGAACAGAUUCCGCGAAAUACCCUCCCGUGGUCUCAUGUGUGACUUAAUGUGGGCAGAUCCCACUGAAACCUACGACGAAGACGCGGAUGAUCCGUCGGUUGGUACAUUUGCUCCAAAUACUGUGAGAGGUUGUUCCUUCGCAUUCACAUAUCACGCAGCUUGUGACUUCUUACAAAGAACUGGUCUUCUUUCAAUCAUCAGAGCACACGAAGCUCAAGAUGCCGGUUAUAGGAUGUACAAGAACACUGAAACUCUCGGUUUCCCGAGUUUACUAACACUUUUCAGUGCCCCAAAUUACCUUGAUACUUACAAGAAUAAAGCAGCAGUUUUAAAAUAUUCAAACAAUGUUAUGAACAUAAGACAAUUCAACAUGUCUCCCCACCCCUACUGGCUUCCAAACUUUAUGGAUGUCUUUACUUGGUCAUUGCCAUUUGUUGGCGAGAAAGUGACAGAAAUGCUGGUUUCUAUUCUGAAUGUUUGCACCGAAGAAGAGCUGGGAGAAGAAACUCUGCUGAUAAAAGAAGACGUCGAAAAACCCGAAGUAGCCUCUUCGCACGAAAAGGAUAUCGCAUCAGAUGUUGUCAAAACACCUAAACCCACAUCUUCCAUUUUAAACGACGAAGCAAAAAGAAGAGCGUUGCGCAGUAAAAUCAUGGCCAUUGCCAAGGUUUCUAGAAUGUACUCAAUUUUAAGAGAGGAAAGGGAAAAAGUGGAAUACCUCAAAACGAUCAACGCUGGAACUCUACCUAGAGGCGCUUUAGCGCACGGGCCGGAGGGACUGAAAGAAGCCCUUAGUACCUUCGAGAAAGCUCGUCGCGAGGAUUUAAUUAAUGAAAGGUUACCGCCUAAACUCGAAGAAGUCGGAAAAAAGAGGGAUGCUUAUUAUAAUAAGGUCAGUAAGGGCAACAAACAUGGACAUUAG